AUUGUCAUUUGACAAUUGUCAUUUCUACAAUAACUGUACCAUUCAAUAUCUUGAACGUUUAUGAAAAGUUUGUUUUAGCUGGAAAAAAUUUUCCUUGCGGGAAGGAUUUUACCAACUCCAAGUGUUCUCAAAUCCUUUUUCUCUUUUCCACAUAAAUUAAUCUAGACACUUUAAGCUUAAAAAGCAGUAAUGUUUUCACAAGGCAUGCGACUGCAUUUUAAGUGUUGAAUUUUUAUAAUUUUUUGAAAAUACUGUCGUAGCUAGUUUAGUCAUUUCCAUGUAUACCAAUGAUAAUUUUUAGCAAACAUUAUACAGUCAUUAUGCGUGGAAUGUGCUUGUCAUGUGAUUAAGGGCAUACAAGGUUUAACGCAAUAAAGACAGGAAGUACUACAAUUCUUUAAUACAAGGCGAAAUUUCUUUGUUUAAACGUGAGAGGUAAAUGUAGUUUGGAGUGUUUUAAUGUAGGUAAACACAUUGUCUUUUCGCCGUUCAGCUCUGAGUUAUUACACAGAAAAAAUCAUCGGCUAGACUUUUCUAUGUUUGUCACCAGAUUUCAGACAGCAAAUACAAGAAAACUUACGUGAAGUAUUAAAGUUUAGUUCUGUAUUUUUACUUGGGUUGCAUCCGUACAGUAUAAUGAGAUUUCCUCGAGCGGAAAGCGAACCAUCCCCAUCACCUAAGAACAUAUCAAAACCAGAGAGUGAACCACCUGCGACAGCUGAGUACUAUCCACGACAUCCAAAUGCCGAACCAGUCCCAGAAUGGCCUGCUGCAAAGUAUGUAUGGAAAGGUGCAUGGGAGUUACAUUAUAUUGGUUUUGGAAUAAUGUUUUUACUUGUUGCUUUUUGGUCAAUUCUGGCUUUAAUACGUGCCCGUAAUACAAAACUUCUUGUCACUCGGCGUUUCUGCUAUGCCGUGAAUUGUUUACUAGUAGUUUUCGGUAUAACUCGAGCAUUGUCGUUGUUUCUUUAUCCCUAUGAAAUGGUUGAUUAUGGAAAUGGAACACCAAUCGUUAUACAAAGAUUAUUCUUUGGCAGUGGUUUCCCAUGUCUCAUUGCUGGUUAUACCCUUAUCCAUUAUGCAUUUCUCGAAGCAGCUAAAGUGAGUUUUUCGAGACGUAAAAUACAGAGCUUGAGAUUCAUUCUUGGUGUUAUAGCUGUUCACGGGAUUUUGGUUCUUGUUGCUGAGAUUGUUACAUCAUACGUUGCGAAUACAAGUGUACUCGUCAUAAUUUGUAUGUUAUAUUUCAUCAUCUGUGCCUUAGCAGUUUCUGCAAGCGUAUUUUACAGUGGUGUCCGUGUUAUGAAGGAAUCAAAAACACACAGAAGGACGCUGAAACGUAUGAGCGUUAACACGGAAAAAGUUGGUAGCACAAAAAAAGCAACAACAUAUUCAACCAAAGCCAGUAACACGAAGAAAGUGGCUCGUGUAACCUUGAUGACAGCGUUACUUGGGGUUACGUGUGCAGCGUUACAAAUUUAUGCCUUAGUCGGUGUAUUCAAAGUUCGUUUUGAUGGAAAAACUCACCCGGACCCCUGGUUAUGGUGGGUCUAUGUUUCCAUGUUUCGCUUGAUAGAACUUGGACUAGCUGUAACAAUGGCUUACACAGUAGCCCAACCCAAGAAAGGUGGCAUUAACUUUCGCGAGUUUGCGCAAUGUUGUUUACCUGAGAAAAUAAGCAGAAUAGAAACAUAUACCGACAGCGGUGUUACAAUCACUGAUUCUGCUACUAGGGGAUCGAGAGAUGAUGAAACAGACCAGAAUUUCGUAUGAUUAUUAGAAAAAGGAAUGUAUAUUAACAGUCAUAAUAACAGCUUUAAGCUGGUUUAUGUGAUCACUAGUUGUCAGAUAAUGCAGUUUACGAUUAAUGUCUACUGUAAAUAAAUAAAUAAAAUUUUAGAGAUGAAACUGACAACUAUAUUGCAGUAGUGAUUACAGCUACAUAUUUGACUUUUGAAUUUUCAUACUUUUUAAAAGUUAACAUGCUAGAGUUUCAAUAAAUCGGUGGGAGUAUCCGUAGACAAAAUAUGUAAUGUUUCUGGACGUUUCGAGGUAUUUGAAUUAUAUUCUUCAAUAUAUUGAUGAGCUUA
Molecule: messenger RNA, 2090 nt
Organism: Xenia sp. Carnegie-2017
Lineage: Eukaryota; Metazoa; Cnidaria; Anthozoa; Malacalcyonacea; Xeniidae
Exons: 3
Coding region: 637-1773 (378 amino acids)
Source: RefSeq, a predicted model, not a curated record